UACUUAAUUUUAACUCUUUUCUCACUCCCUCACCACUCAAUUUUAAUUCUCAAAUAAUUUUCUCACCCCUCUUCAUUUUGAACACAAAAAAUGGUCGGCCGCCUGUCCGCCAUGUAUUCCUCCACAGUUGGUGUAAUUGGCCCAUCAAACCACCAGCAUCAACAACUCGGUCACCAAAAUGAUAGCCCAGGGUUAGGUUUUGACCUUAACUUCCCCCCGACAAUGGUUGUUCCGCCACCCAACCAAUUCACUCACGCAAACACUUUGCAUGUGGCCGAUCAAGGGCCUCUUACAUUCCCUCCACUAUAUCAAGGCGGUUCGACCACCUUGCCAACGCUUUCGGAGUCCUUGCUGCCACCCUUACCACAAUCAUACCUUCUAGACACCCUACUGCCACCACUGCCACCAGCUAUGGCAUCAACUCAGAUCCCACCUUUGCCAUCGUAUAUGCUAUCGGCACCAAGGAUGGUCAAACGUAAGAGUGAGGACGUCGGAGAUAUUGGACAAUUAUACAUGCUCUUCCCCAAUGAUCGAUUUGGGUUAGUUUAUGCUGAUUACAGUGCACGCUUGGGCUGUUCCCCUAACAACAUCGAAAUAAUCAGAGCAAAUGGGUUGGUGAUUCCAGCUGAGUUGACGGCGGGGGAGCUCAACAUCCAGGACGGCGAGACUUUGUGUGUUCGAGGUCUAUUGCAGGAUUUGAACGUCAACACACACUACUGUACUUUUUUCAUCCGGCCAAUGGUGGACCGGCCAAUCGGUUGGACGGCGAAGGCAGCCUAUGAUGUGCCACUUUGGAAAGUUAUAUAUGAUUGGGCUGCCCUCUUGAAGAUCGAUGCAUGGAGGAUCACGAUGUACCGCAACUUCAAAGAGCUUCCAAUAACUCGCACAAUUAGAGAGUCGGAAAUUUAGAACUGGAGCACCUUGUAUGCGUGCAUACAACUCAAUUGAACUAGGAAGAAGCGAUGUCUCAAUGGGUACGUAAGUUAUGGACUUAUGCGCGAUGUGAUGUUUUGCGGACCCAUUUUUUGCAAAUAUUUAGGGACUAUUUGGAUUAUGGGUUAAAUGGGAGUUAAUGUAGCAAGUAACUGGACACGGGGUCCUUUUUGAUAACGUUUGUUUACAACUCUAGGCUAGUAGUGCCACUUUUGGGGAUUUACAAACUUGAUUAUGCCUUUUGAAUAUUUCCCACAUCCAUUUUGUAAAGAACGUUUAUAUUUAUAAGCUAAUAGUGCCACACUUUUGGGUUUGGAACAUAAUAACUUGAUUAUGCCAUUGGAAUAUUGCCCAAAUCUAUGUUGUGCAUCGUGUUUUAUCCAUCCUAUAGGGAUAAGGAGUUUUGAAAAUCUAAAGUUAUUGUUGACUAUUAGUAGUGUUUAUUCAACUUUAUUAUUAUUAUUAUUGUUGACUAUUAGUAGUGUUUAUCCAAUAUAUGUUAAGGUGGAUAUUUAACUUGUAAUAA
Molecule: messenger RNA, 1459 nt
Organism: Spinacia oleracea (spinach)
Lineage: Eukaryota; Viridiplantae; Streptophyta; Magnoliopsida; Caryophyllales; Amaranthaceae
Exons: 2
Coding region: 91-909 (272 amino acids)
Source: RefSeq, a predicted model, not a curated record